AUGGCGUUGAAGGUGAACUUGAGCUGCAUCGAUUGCUUGUCCCAGGGGGCAAAUCAUAGUGUGUCUUCUCAUACCACAUCUGCCGGUGUAGCGACAACUCUUGCCGGUGUGCUCAUCUUUACCAUCGUGGUUGACAUCGUUGGGAACGUUCUUGCCAUCCUGUCCGUGUAUCGAAACAAGAAGCUCCGGAACGCAGGAAACAUCUUUGUGGUGAGCCUGUCAGUGGCAGACCUGGUGGUGGCGCUGUAUCCCUACCCUCUGGCACUGCUGGCUAUCUUCCACAAUGGCUGGACCAUGGGCUCACUGCACUGCCAGCUGAGCGGCUUUGUCAUGGGCCUGAGCGUCAUCGGCUCGGUCUUCAACAUCAUGGCCAUCGCGCUCAACCGCUACUGCUACAUCUGCCAUGGCCUGCACUACGACCGGCUCUACACCAGCCGCAAAACCUGCCUGUACCUGCUGCUCACCUGGGUGCUCACCUGCCUGGCUACCGUGCCCAACUUCCUGGUGGGCUCGCUGAGCUACGACCCGCGCAUCUACUCCUGCACCUUCACGCAGACGGCCAGCUCGUCCUACACCGUCUGCGUGGUGGUGGUGCACUUCCUGGUGCCACUGGCCGUGGUGUCCUACUGCUACCUGCGCAUCUGGAUGCUGGUCAUCCGGGUGAAGAGCCGCGUGCAGCCGCAAGACUCACGGCGGGGCCGCCCCAGCGACCUGCGCAACUUCCUCACCAUGUUCGUGGUCUUCGUGCUGUUCGCCGUCUGCUGGGCGCCCCUGAACCUCAUCGGCCUGGCUGUGGCCAUUGACCCUGUCCGGGUGGCCCCUAAAGUUCCAGAGUGGCUGUUCGUGACCAGCUAUUUCAUGGCGUACUUCAACAGCUGCCUGAACGCAGUGGUGUACGGGCUGCUGAACCAGAACUUCCGGCGAGAGUAUAAGCAGAUGCUGCUGGCGCUGUGCGCCCCGCGCACGUUGUUCAUGGACAGCUCAAAGUGCCCCACUGACUUCAAGAGCAGGCAAUCGCCGGCGGUAACCAACAACCAUAUGGAGGAGGCCCAGCUGUGAUUGGGUCAGGGGUCAGGGGUCACCACUGAAGGACUUUUAUCCUGUUUUUAUAAUGUUGCACUGGUUCUUCGUGUACCAUUGUAGAACCGUAUGCUUGUGUGUGUGUGUGUGUGUGUGUGUGUGUGUGUGUGUGUGUGU
This is a messenger RNA of Clupea harengus (Atlantic herring), 1197 nucleotides long. It is a transcript of the gene mtnr1c, whose product is annotated as melatonin receptor 1C. The record is from RefSeq and is a predicted model, not a curated record. Gene Ontology annotation, cellular component: plasma membrane. Gene Ontology annotation, molecular function: melatonin receptor activity. The transcript is spliced from 2 exons. Gene Ontology annotation, biological process: G protein-coupled receptor signaling pathway. NCBI's taxonomy places the organism in Eukaryota, Metazoa, Chordata, Actinopteri, Clupeiformes, Clupeidae. The coding region runs from base 1 to 1059 and encodes 352 amino acids.